This is a messenger RNA of Penicillium crustosum, 732 nucleotides long. RefSeq lists its product as uncharacterized. The record is from RefSeq and is a predicted model, not a curated record. NCBI's taxonomy places the organism in Eukaryota, Fungi, Ascomycota, Eurotiomycetes, Eurotiales, Aspergillaceae. Bases 1 to 732 code for a protein of 243 amino acids. The transcript has 2 exons.
AUGAAGGCCCACCGCGCUCAUAGAUUCCUCCGGAAGUUCAGUGCUAAGCUGUGGUGUGUUGCUACCACUACACCUCCUCUUCACAGCAUUGGCGCUACUCGAGGAUGUGACCAGGCUGAAAUAGAUAGUCAAGUCGAUGAGCCCCCUCAGUAUACCGUUGGCAGUGUAGCCCCUGAAAAGCCAAGUUCAACCCGCAGUCAAUUGGAGCGUCGCAUCGUGAAACUCUGGAAGAAAGUCUGGCUGGGCCUUUAUCAGAUCGAUGACAACGAGGAUCGAUAUCACGUCGAGAGACUCGAAGCACUUUCUCUCGGGGCGGGCUUAACUCGCACAUACCGCGUUGGUGAGCUUCAGGUUCUUAGGCGCCAUUUUCUUCGAAGCGAGACUAACAAUGGUAUUGCUUCAUUGAAGCUGUUCCAAGGCCUGUCUCUUUCGACCCUCUUAUCUGUGAUCCAUAUCUUGGAGGCCUAUGAAGGUGAAAUUGAGAACAUGGAGCUGCUCUAUUCCAUCCUGCGAAGUAGUCAACUUGCACUGCAUGAGACUGCUGAUCUUGCUCAAACUGCUGUUGUUAGGACUGAGUAUAUGGCAAUUGCGGAGCCGAUGGAAAAGCGGAUCAGACAGUAUGACAUUCGAAUGAAUGUGGUGAAUAUGGAUAUCUGUGAUGAGGCAAUGGGCUUCUAUCAGCGACGGAAGGGGGAAUAUAUUUACCAUAAGGCAUUCCCAAAUGCGUGGUAA